UUGGGUUAUCCCACCUCUGUGCUAUGAUCCUAGCGCCCUCCCUGCCUCCAGUGGAAUAAACACUACAACGUCUGGCCCUCGGUGCUGGAAGGAAAUCGGCUUCUUGCCCGCAGCCUGGGCAGCGGCCCUGGGCGCACUCAAUGUCAACCGCGCCAAGCUGCGGUUCCGGCGCUUUGGGCGCCCCUGAGCUCAGAGUCCGGGAGUCAUGGCGGCCGGCGGUGCAGCCCCAGGUAAGUUAGCCAGGAACAGGUCUCCGGCCAGGCGGACACUCUCGGAAAAUGAAGACCAGAGCAAACAGGAACGGGGCCAAGAGGCGGAGGCAGCGGGAGGCGGCAGCAAGACCCAGGAUGCCAAGGACGCCGAGUUCCUGCAGCCCCGGGUCCUGCGCCAGGCCUGGGCGCCGCCUCCCCACGCCCCUCGGCGGCGAGCGCUUCCGAGGUCACGUGCCCGGGACGCGCGGGUCUUCAGGGGGGAAGCCAGGCGCACGUCCGGAGAGACACCCGUUUCACCCAGCAAGCGGGCCCGGCCCGCAGAGGAGGGUGGCAUGCAGCUCCGCUUUGCCAGGCUCUCCGAGCACGCCACGGCCCCCACGCGGGGCUCGGCGCGGGCCGCGGGCUACGACCUGUACAGUGCCUAUGAUUACACAAUACCACCUAUGGAGAAAGCUCUUGUGAAAACAGACAUACAGAUAGCGCUUCCUUCUGGGUGUUAUGGAAGAGUAGCUCCACGGUCUGGCUUGGCUGCAAAACACUUUAUUGAUGUAGGAGCUGGUGUCAUAGAUGAAGAUUAUAGAGGAAACGUUGGUGUUGUACUGUUUAAUUUUGGCAAAGAAAAGUUUGAAGUCAAAAAAGGCGAUCGAAUUGCACAGCUCAUUUGUGAACGGAUUUUUUACCCAGAAAUAGAAGAAGUUCAAGCUUUGGAUGACACCGAAAGGGGUUCAGGAGGUUUUGGUUCCACUGGGAAGAAUUAAAAUUGAAGCCAAGAACAGAAAACCAGAAGUCAUACCUUUUUCUUAAAAACAGAGAGUUUUUGCUUAAAGUGUUUUGGUGUUUUGUACUUCUGUAAACUUACUAGCUUUACCUUCUAAAAGUACUGCAUUCUUUAAUUUUUUUUUUAUGAUUAAAGAAACUUUGUUUUUGUAAAGAAACUUUGUUUUUCUGCAAUUGAUGGUUGUAUGUGAACUGCUUUAUAGUUACCUGAUGUAAACAGUGUCUUCUUAAAAUCAAAUGUACAUCGAUUACAGAAUUUAAAAAACUAUUAUUUAACUCAAAUGAUACCCAUUGAGCAACUUAUUUUGCUUUAAUUGCUUUAAAUCUUAAGCGAUACUUUUUAUUCAGUAAACCUAAAUUCUUUCACAGGUAUAAAAUCUUGCAGAAGCUGAACUAAAAGAACUAAAAGUGAAUAGGAGAGAUUGAAGUUAUUUCUUCUUCUGUUCUCUCCAGUAGUCUAAAAACUUUUUAAUCUUAAGAUUCUUUGUGAUGAGGAUGAGAAAAGAAUCCUCAGCUUAUUUCUCCAUUAUUAAUCUUUGUUUGGAUAAAUCCUCUAUUGACUGUGUAGAGGUGUGUUUGUGAAAGACUUGUAGCUUGGUGAUUUGUUACCUUUCCUUUGUUCCCCUGAAUUUCAUCUCAUUAGGCAAAUUGUACUGUUGUAGUUAAUGAGUUUCCCUCAGGGAAGUAGCAGUAGGCUGUAAUCAAGAAAAUAUGCCUUUUAUAGGGAUAAGACAAAUAAUGUAUACUUCGGCUACCAGAUUUUUCCAUCUCACACGCAUAACUUGAGUAAAUACAUACAAGAAGCAUGUCAUUGCAGAUAGGGGACUGAGUCUGUGGCCUAGCUUGAUUAACAUAUUUUGGCAGUUUCUGCUAGUGUGCUUUCUUUUCUUCACUGUAUUUUUCUGAUUCCUUUGUAUCAGGGUUUUGGGUGUCACUUAGGUUUUGUCCAUCAGAUUCUAUGAGACACCAGACAUCGUUCUGAGGAUGUGGGUCAUACUCAUGGAGUGCUUCCGGAGCAAUCAGCUCGCUCAGCCACCCAGGUUCUGGAAGCACAGGCUUGUGUUUCUUCUUUACUGGUGAUUCUCCAGUCCAUUUAAUACCCUGCAAUGUAAUUGUCCAUCUGUGGGUUACAAUUCAUUAAUGAGUCGUGAAAUCAACUCAGUGGGACAUUGCCAGCAUUUUUGCAUACUGCGUUGGGCUAAAAAUUAUUUCUGUUGUCAAUAAAAUUUAAAUGUUUUUCUCCU
This is a messenger RNA of Saimiri boliviensis boliviensis (Bolivian squirrel monkey), 2233 nucleotides long. It is a transcript of the gene DUT, whose product is annotated as deoxyuridine triphosphatase. The record is from RefSeq and is a predicted model, not a curated record. Gene Ontology annotation, molecular function: dUTP diphosphatase activity; magnesium ion binding. Gene Ontology annotation, biological process: dUMP biosynthetic process; dUTP catabolic process. Lineage: Eukaryota; Metazoa; Chordata; Mammalia; Primates; Cebidae.